CUCGUAUUCUGCCUCUGCUGAAGUAGACAGUUUUAUGAAUGCUAUAAAAACAACUUACCUAGCGGUCUGUUCCACGACAAAUCAGGUGCUGAUUAACUUUCACAACGUGAAUCACAAAAGCUGUUGCUAUUUAGGCUUUAGAAAUGGCUGAUGGAAAUGUUGAAAAACAAGGUUAUUUAGGAGACCUGAUGCAAAAACCAAUGGCUCAGCUGAAGGAAUUACUGGACAGACAAAACAAAAUCUUACAAAACAAGAAGUUAAUAUCAUCACUUCCUGACAAAGGUAAAAAGAUUUCAGACUUGGCUGACAGACUGAGGAGAGCAAUUAAAGAAAAAGAGAAAGUGGAUACCACAUCAGCGCUGUUUCAGAAGAUGCAGUUGGAAUCAGAUGACGAGGAUCAAGUGUCAUUUUACAGAAAAAUUAUAAAUAAAUCGGACAAGAGAAAGGAAGAAACAGAUGACAGGUUGGCACCAAAAGUAGAUGUACUUCAAAACUGUGAUAUAUCUAAAGACACUGGCAGUGUUUCUACGGGUAAUAUUUGUGACAAAAGCAGAGAGAAUAAAGAUACGAUGCAUGGCAGUCUAGACAGUGCCUCAGUUACUGACACUUCUAGGAGAAAUGCUGAGAAAAUGGAUGUCAUGAGAAAUGCUGAGAAAACGGAUCUAACAGGAGAUACUAAAACAGAAAAGGCUAUUAAAAGUAAAGGAAAAAGAUAUUCACCAGAGGAAGAGUCUGCAUUGUUUCCUCCCAAGGCUAAAUAUGAAUGUGCUAAAAUGCUGUCAGUGGAAGAUUCAUGCAAAUUGCAAGAAGAACAAAAUAAAAGAGUACAGGAAAUCCAGGUUCAGCAUAUAGCAGCAAGACUUGCACAAAGGUUGAACAUCAAAAUGGAACCUCAUCUCCCAGAGCGGUCUACUGUGGUAUAUGAUGACAGCAGAGACGCCAAAGUUCCCUCUAUAUCAGAUGACAGCGGGGAUGAACCAGAUUAUCCUGAUUAAUUGUCAGUGCAGCUAAACUAACUGCAGACAGCUUCACUCUUUACACAGUAAACUUUUUUAUCUGGAGAUGGGAAGCAGCAUAUAUCUUCACCAGUUUUUUCUAUGCCAGAUAUAGACAGUGGAAACAUAUUCAUUACAUAAUGCUCACAGGGAAUAAUUUAUUUUAAGGACUGAGAAGACUGUUUUCGUCAUUAAUAAAUCUCAUGGAUGAUA
Molecule: messenger RNA, 1208 nt
Organism: Lingula anatina
Lineage: Eukaryota; Metazoa; Brachiopoda; Lingulata; Lingulida; Lingulidae
Biological process (GO): transcription elongation by RNA polymerase II; intracellular signal transduction
Cellular component (GO): nucleus; intracellular anatomical structure
Molecular function (GO): transcription elongation factor activity
Source: RefSeq, a predicted model, not a curated record